Molecule: messenger RNA, 1403 nt
Organism: Jaculus jaculus (lesser Egyptian jerboa)
Lineage: Eukaryota; Metazoa; Chordata; Mammalia; Rodentia; Dipodidae
Gene: Cfl2
Product: cofilin 2
Exons: 4
Coding region: 57-557 (166 amino acids)
Biological process (GO): actin filament fragmentation; actin filament severing; cell motility
Cellular component (GO): actin cortical patch; cytoplasm; actin cytoskeleton
Molecular function (GO): actin filament binding
Source: RefSeq, a predicted model, not a curated record
CGGAGCGCCUGCCGAGCCUCGCCGCCGCCGCCGCCGCCGCCACAGCCGCGGGCACUAUGGCAUCUGGAGUUACAGUGAAUGAUGAAGUCAUCAAAGUUUUUAAUGAUAUGAAAGUAAGAAAAUCUUCUACACAAGAGGAGAUCAAAAAAAGAAAGAAAGCAGUUCUCUUCUGUUUAAGCGAUGACAAAAGACAAAUCAUUGUAGAGGAAGCAAAGCAGAUCUUGGUGGGUGACAUUGGUGAUACUGUAGAGGACCCCUACACAUCUUUUGUGAAGUUGCUACCUCUGAAUGAUUGCCGAUAUGCUUUGUACGAUGCCACAUACGAAACAAAAGAGUCUAAGAAAGAAGACCUAGUAUUUAUAUUCUGGGCUCCUGAAAGUGCUCCGUUAAAAAGCAAGAUGAUUUAUGCUAGCUCUAAAGAUGCCAUUAAGAAGAAAUUUACAGGUAUUAAACAUGAGUGGCAAGUCAAUGGCUUGGAUGAUAUUAAGGACCGUUCCACACUUGGAGAGAAAUUGGGAGGCAAUGUUGUAGUGUCACUUGAAGGAAAACCAUUAUAAAAUAAUAGUCAAGUGCCAUCUGGAUUUUGCAUUUCUCCAGCUCAGUCCAUGGAAUAGUAUUAGGUUUUUGUUUUAUUUUGUUUUGUUUCUUUCCCCUUUCCACUGGGCCCUUCCAACACAAUGAAUGAAGGAGAGAUCAUUCAUUUAAGAAGCCUGUCAGUGAUUGCCAUUAGACUGUUUAAUACCGUUACUUUUAUGUAGAACCCAAGGAAUGCCUUCCCGUCUUAUUUUAGCCAAACAACUGGUUAUAUGCCUUCCUUGCAGCAAGCACUACAAUGGAUGUGAUUGUCAAUGUGAAUAGCUUAGAGUACUGCGAAGGGUAAGCUAAUUGAAUGUCUUGAAAGUGUUAUCCACUGGUCAGAUGGUCAACUUUUUUCAGUAUUAUUUCUAGUUGCACUUGAUUGCAGUUCUGUGAGACGCUGGAGCAUCCAUACCCCUCACCUGCCUCAGCAAGCCUAUCCUGUGACAUGGCAGCACCAAUUUAACACUAAGCUUUCAAAGCACUUUUUUUUUUUGUAACGAGUUUAAUCCCUUAAUCAAAUGCCAAUUAAGUUUAAUUAACUGUUGUCAAUUUAUUCUGGUACCUCAGUGUUCAUUCCUACUACCUGCCUAUCUUCUGAAGAGGAAUAGCUGUACUGAUGCCUUUUGUUCUCCGUCGAGUGUACACUACUGAAUAAAUGUAGUUUUACGUUUACCAUGCGAGUCUUGAAACACUAAAGAUAGUUUGAGUAUCGGUCAUGAUGGCAAUUUCUGUAUAAAAGAGCCUUAAAUGGAACAUUGUUUUGAGAUCAAACCUUCCCACCCUCAUAAAAAUGGCCACGUUGCAAUAAAAAUUGUGGCAUAUUA